This is a messenger RNA of Microthlaspi erraticum, 258 nucleotides long. The record is from the annotation of a GenBank genome assembly. Lineage: Eukaryota; Viridiplantae; Streptophyta; Magnoliopsida; Brassicales; Brassicaceae.
AUGUUGAAGGAGCUGCAUGUGAUGGUGAAGUUCGAAGAAGGUCGGGUCGAGUUUCUUAGCCUUGAGGCGAUAAAUGGUGUGUUUACCUCCAUUGUUACCACACUGGACGGUUUGUUCUUCGCGAUAAAUUUUCUUUCCCGAAGCCAUCCAGUUAUUCUAAUGGUGCAGAUGGUGGCGUGGUUCGUUGUUGGAGUCGUUUUGCUGUGCAUCUCGAAUCUCUCACAAAUGCUUCCUUCGUGGUUCGGUCGCUAUUACUGA